UACAUCCCUAACUACUAGUGUGUCAAAUUUUGUUGUGGUUUUUUGAAUUGUUGUUUACUAUGAUAGAUAACACUAAUAUGAUAAUCUAAUAAUUUCUUUUUUUAUAGAAAUAAUGGAUUUAAAAAUAUGUAGAAUAUGUUGCGAGAAUAAGGGAAAUUCAUAUAUAUAUGACAAAAUUAAUGAUGAACUUGUUUUAAGUGCCAAAAUAAUGUAUUGCUGUGCUAACAUCAGCAUCUAUGAAGGCGAUGGACUUCCAGCGUACAUCUGCAACAAUUGUGAAUUAGAACUGUCCACAGCUUAUCAUUUUAUUAAAAAAUGUGAAACCACGGAUAAAGCAUUACGUUCUCAAGAUUUUAGUCAAUGUUCUCUAAAUAUAAACAAACAUGAUAAUGAAGACACUGUUCAGGUAAAAAUUGAAGAAAAUAUUGGUAGCGACCAAGAUCUGGUUUAUGGUGAUAUUGAUGGUAACUUUGAUAUCACUUGUGAAGUUCUCAGUCAAGAAAGAGAAAUAAAAAAUGAAUCAAAAUGUAAAGAAAGAAUAAAAAGAAAAGUGUACAAAAAGAGGACAAAAUUCAAGUCACCUGCUUCCAAAAAAUGCACUGUUUGCAAUCGUAAGUGCCCUAAUCCAUCCACAUUGAUGAUACAUAUGAGAUCACAUUCUGAUGAAAAACCUUAUCCUUGUUCAUCAUGUGAUAAAAAAUAUAAAGACUCUGGAACCUUAAAAAGACAUGUGGAAAGAAAUCAUUCAGAAAAUAGAGAACGCAAUUUUACUUGUGAAAACUGUGGUAAAUGUUUUUAUUCAAAAAGUGAUGUUAAAAUACAUAUGAGAAUCCAUACAGGUGAAACACCUUAUGCAUGCUCAGAAUGCCCAAUGAAAUUCACACAGAUAAGUGCUUUGCUUCGACACAUCAAAAGGCAUACAGGAGAAAAGCCCUACAUGUGUGCAACUUGCAGUAAAGCAUUCUGUUCUAAGGAGGAACUAAAGAAUCAUCAUAAAGUUCAUUCAAACAAUAAACAAUUUUCAUGUGCGAUUUGUAAUGUCAUGUUUAAAUAUAGAAACAAUUUAAAAAAGCAUUUGAAAUUACACUCAGAACCUGACCAUUUUAUUUGCAGUUACUGUGGGCGUAAUUUUAAUUUAAAAGGCAAUUUAAAGAGUCAUAUUGAAAGGCAACAUUCAGAGAAAUCUGGGUACUGUAAUAUAUGUUCUAAGAAUGUACCAAAUAUAGAAGUUCAUACAUGGAAACACACAGGAGAGAAACCACUAAAGUGUGAACUUUGUACUAGUAGUUUUGGAGAAUCUAGAGCUUUAGCUCACCAUAUGAACUUCCGUCAUAAAAAAACAGAUAAACAUAAAUGUUUAGUAGAGGGCUGCUUGAUGGCAUUUCCAUCCAGACCCAUGCUCGACUUCCACACAGCCAAACUACAUGACACACGGAUCCCAUUUCCAUGUGACCAAUGUUCAAGAGGCUUUUAUAGAAAAAGUGAUCUUGCAAGACACAAAAUGGGCACACAUAAAGAAAGACUUGUCUCAUAAAGAUAAUAUUAAUUAGAAAAUACUCUUGUAACACUUGUGAUCUUGAAUCUGUUUCUUGCAUAAAAUUAUAAUCACACUAAAGUUGUAAGAAAAUAGUGGCUUCAGUGUAAAAAUCUACCAAUUUAUUCACAUUUUUAGUAUCAAUUCUGUUUGAUAUGAGUGUGCAUAGUUGGUAUAUGUAGAAAUAAAUUCUACAGGUGCAAAGGUUCCAAUUAGUAUUAAUUUUGAGUUGAUUAUCUUGAUUAUACCUUCAGUUGUUCCAUAUAUUAUUGAAAGGUGAAGGCCAAAUCAUUUAAAAAACUAUGUACUUACCUAAGCAUUUGUUCUUUAGAUAUACAACAGUCUAACAAAAAAUAAAUCAAAAGUAGCAAAAGGAGUUUGAAUCUAAACAUUUGGUAUCCCAUUCUUUCUGUCUACCCUAAUGGAAGACUGGUAUGACAGAUAUGUAUUUAUUAAAUAACAUCCUAAGCUAAUAUAAUUGUAGCUGAACUGUGCGACUGUAAUUCAUCUCUUAGCCAAAGAACUCUGCAUACAAGACUUAUUGACAUGGCAGUCAUUACUCUCUUAAGUACUCACUGAAUGU
Galleria mellonella (greater wax moth) is the source of this 2117-nucleotide messenger RNA. Its product is annotated as gastrula zinc finger protein XlCGF57.1-like. The record is from RefSeq and is a predicted model, not a curated record. Gene Ontology annotation, molecular function: zinc ion binding. Gene Ontology annotation, cellular component: nucleus. The coding region runs from base 113 to 1534 and encodes 473 amino acids. NCBI's taxonomy places the organism in Eukaryota, Metazoa, Arthropoda, Insecta, Lepidoptera, Pyralidae. The transcript has a single exon.